This is a messenger RNA of Pseudomyrmex gracilis, 1546 nucleotides long. It is a transcript of the gene Rab10, whose product is annotated as ras-related protein Rab-10. The record is from RefSeq and is a predicted model, not a curated record. NCBI's taxonomy places the organism in Eukaryota, Metazoa, Arthropoda, Insecta, Hymenoptera, Formicidae. Gene Ontology annotation, cellular component: Golgi apparatus; insulin-responsive compartment; recycling endosome. Gene Ontology annotation, molecular function: GTPase activity; GTP binding. Gene Ontology annotation, biological process: cellular response to insulin stimulus. The coding region runs from base 137 to 739 and encodes 200 amino acids. The transcript is spliced from 5 exons.
UGCUGCUCCUACCGAUCGUGACGAGUCAACCAACGCGGGAUUACUGCAAGUACUUGUCCGCGCGCACGUCCUCAUACUUGUUUACUUCUUUGACGGCGCCUAUCUCUCGUGUACACGAACAAGCCUCGGCGGUGAAAUGGCGAAGAAGACGUACGACCUGCUGUUCAAGCUGUUGCUCAUCGGCGACUCCGGUGUCGGCAAAACCUGUAUAUUGUUCCGUUUUUCGGACGAUGCCUUCUCCACCACGUUUAUUUCUACGAUAGGUAUUGAUUUCAAAAUCAAGACAGUGGAAUUGAGAGGCAAGAAAAUCAAAUUACAGAUAUGGGAUACAGCUGGGCAAGAAAGAUUUCACACUAUUACAACAUCAUAUUACAGAGGUGCUAUGGGAAUUAUGCUUGUUUAUGAUAUUACUAAUGAAAAGACAUUUGAGAAUAUUGUAAAAUGGUUGAGAAAUAUCGAUGAACAUGCAAAUGAAGAUGUGGAAAAAAUGAUAUUAGGAAAUAAAAGUGAUAUGGAGGAGAAACGUGUUGUUAGCACAGAAAAGGGAGAGGCAAUAGCGAGAGAACAUGGCAUUAGAUUUAUGGAAACAUCUGCAAAAGCAAAUAUUAAUAUUGAUCGAGCAUUUAGCGAGCUAGCUGAAGCAAUAUUGGACAAAACGCACGGCAAGGAACCACAAGAUGCGCCCGACAGAGUGACAGUUGAUCGAAGGGUAGAAAGAAGUUCGAAUCGGUGCUGCUAAUUUUAUAUAUUAUUUAUUUUAACGGCGCAUAAAACGAACUAUACAUAUAUCAGCUCGUGCCACUUGGGAUAGAGUCCUCGAUAGAUCUUAGUGCAUAAUUUAAAGCAUAAUAUAAACACUUCACGACACUGCCUGAUCAGAUGUAACUCAAUCUCACUUUUUUGUUUUGAUAAAAAAAUACAAAUUUUCUAUGCUUCAAUCGAAAGAUCGGGCUCCAUAGAAAGACAUUCAAAAGAUCCCAAAAACAACGGAUUCUUGAUAGCUAAAAAUUAAGUUUCUCAAUAGUUUCUCUCGCAUAAAACAAUUGCAAUGUCAUUGUGUUUAUAAACUUACAACUCCUAAUUCAUACAUGUGUAUCUAUAACAAACAUAUAGACAAACUAAAGUUUCAGUAGUUCAUAAUGCAAACAUUUACAUAAACCUAUGUAAUUUAUACAAUUAUGUAACUUAUAUAAAUUUGUAUAAUUUUAUUUAUAUAAGUUACAUAAAUAGAUAAGUUUCACUGGAUGAAUCCUCAUGUUUCUACAUGAAAAUAAGAUCGCAUUGUUGUACGAACAAAAAAAACAAAACAACUAGGACGUAUUGUUUGUUAUGAGGCUGCAAUUUGUUACCAAUGUUGAGUGAUGUGAGUAUGAGUGUCAGCUUUUGAUCUUUAUAAUCUUUUUGGAUAUUGAACGCUUUCCUAUGUGGAUAAUCGCACCACACAUGCUUAUGUAUUUGUACGUUAAGUUAAGGUGAGAAAGCUUAAAACUAAAAGCUUCUACCGUUUUGUGUACGGCCGAUUUACUAUAAAUAUAAAUAUUCACAA